Molecule: messenger RNA, 1478 nt
Organism: Trichogramma pretiosum
Lineage: Eukaryota; Metazoa; Arthropoda; Insecta; Hymenoptera; Trichogrammatidae
Product: putative odorant receptor 92a
Exons: 7
Coding region: 98-1426 (442 amino acids)
Biological process (GO): sensory perception of smell; detection of chemical stimulus involved in sensory perception of smell
Cellular component (GO): plasma membrane
Molecular function (GO): odorant binding; olfactory receptor activity
Source: RefSeq, a predicted model, not a curated record
AGGUUUUGGUUUUUCGAUCAUUGUUCAAUACGUAACUUGCUCCAUUUUACUGACAAUUAACGUAUACAAUUUAUCGAGUGCCACAACGGUCGACACUAUGGUUGUCAUGAGACUUCUUUACUUGUCUUGUGCCCUCGUGCAAAUGUUUAUUUAUUGUUAUUUUGGAAACAAGCUAACAUCCAAAAGCGAAGAAUUUGCUCUAGGUCUUUUUGCUUCGAACUGGACAGAUUUGAGCAUAAAAUCAAAGAAAAAGAUCUUGUUUAUGAUAACAAGAAGCAUGAAAUCCGUCUCAAUUAGUAAAUUAUUUUACAUGGUUUUAUCUUUAGAUUCUUUUGUUAACAUAUUGAGGAUAUCCUACGCUGUUUUAAAUUUUAUGCGACGAAAUUUGGUCGUGUGCCAGACCGCCGGACUGCUGCUGACGAGGCAAAGCUUCGACGAGUUCAACGAGACGUUCUUCGUCGUGCUGUCGACCGGCUUUGCGUCUUUCAAAGGCAGCUGCGAUCUGUGGAACCGCGCGAAAAUCAUCCGACUCGUUGACAUGCUCUCCGAGCCAUUUUGUCUAGCUAGGUGCCAGCGCGAAUCAGCCAUUCAGAAGACGUACGACCAAAUGGGUAGGAAAAUCGAGAUAAUUAUGCUGUGCGUCGUUGAGCUCGCGGCAGUGAUCUUUCUUUUCGGGCCUCUCAUCAACCAUAGCCGAGAGCUACCCUACAAAGUCUUGCUGCCCUACGAUUUGAACGACACCCUGAUUUUCAGCUUGUCGUACGUUCAUCAAACCUUCAGCUGUAUCCUCGUCACUGCAGGCACCAUGACGAAUAAUGCCUUGAUCGUUGGCUUUAUGAUGCAGCUCUGCUCUCAGCUGGAUAUCUUGAAAUUGAGAUUUCGCAAAGCUUCGGACAAGAUCAAGGAGCAACUCGAGAAAGAGGUGGCAUCGGGAAAAUUGUCCAACCGUAGCAGUAGGCAGAUGGAGGUGCAAAUCAUCCGAGAACUGGCUCAGCAUCACUUGCAUGCCUACAACCUCGCCGAAACGUUGUGCGAUACGUUUUACGGUAUCAUAGUGGGUGAGUUUUGCAUCAACUCGUUGGUAAUUUGCGUGAGUGUGUACAAACUGUCGUUAAACGCCGGGACGAUACCCGAGAUACUCUUCAACGCGCUCUACCUCGUCUGCGUAACGGGCGAAUUUUUUGUCUAUUGCUAUUUUGGAAACGAAAUCACCUAUAAGAGCACGACGCUUUUUGAAGCUAUUGCUGCUAUCGACUGGAAUCCUAUGUCAAAAGAAUUUAAAAAAAACAUCAUUUUCAUUAUGAGUCGAGCUUCUAAACCGAUUUUCAUAUCUUGCGGCGCUUACGUCUAUCUAACGCUCGAAUCUUUUAUGGCUGUUGUCAAAUUAUCCUUUUCGGUUUUCAAUGUUCUCAAGUCCACUUUGUAGACUACUCUUGAUGUAACUGCAGGUUAUAUGUAUUGCAUGUAAAGUGUGAUUC